This is a messenger RNA of Symphalangus syndactylus (siamang), 4771 nucleotides long. RefSeq names its product X-prolyl aminopeptidase 1 (gene XPNPEP1). Gene Ontology annotation, molecular function: metalloaminopeptidase activity. NCBI's taxonomy places the organism in Eukaryota, Metazoa, Chordata, Mammalia, Primates, Hylobatidae. The record is from RefSeq and is a predicted model, not a curated record.
UAGCCCGCCCGCCCGCUCUCGCGCCUCCCUCGCGCCGGCCCUUCAGCGGGUGAUCAGCUGGUCUGCGCUCGCCUGACGUGGGCUGGGGCACGUCACCGCCGAAUGGCAGCCUCCAGAAAGCCACCGCGAGUAAGGGCGAAUCACCAGGAUUUUCAGCUGAGAAAUUUAAGAAUAAUUGAACCUAACGAGGUGACACACUUAGGAGACACAGGUGUGGAAACAGACAGCAGAAUGCCUCCAAAGGUGACUUCAGAGCUGCUUCGGCAGCUGAGACAAGCCAUGAGGAACUCUGAGUAUGUGACUGAACCGAUCCAGGCCUACAUCAUCCCAUCGGGAGAUGCUCAUCAGAGUGAGUAUAUUGCUCCCUGUGACUGUCGGCGGGCUUUUGUCUCUGGAUUCGAUGGCUCUGCGGGCACAGCCAUCAUCACAGAAGAGCAUGCAGCCAUGUGGACUGACGGGCGCUACUUUCUCCAGGCUGCCAAGCAAAUGGACAGCAACUGGACACUUAUGAAGAUGGGUCUGAAGGACACACCAACUCAGGAAGACUGGCUGGUGAGUGUGCUUCCUGAAGGAUCCAGGGUUGGUGUGGACCCCUUGAUCAUUCCUACAGAUUAUUGGAAGAAAAUGGCCAAAGUUCUGAGAAGUGCCGGCCACCACCUCAUUCCUGUCAAGGAGAACCUCGUUGACAAAAUCUGGACAGACCGUCCUGAGCGCCCUUGCAAGCCUCUCCUCACACUGGGCGUGGAUUACACAGGCAUUUCCUGGAAGGACAAGGUUGCAGACCUUCGGUUGAAAAUGGCUGAGAGGAACGUCAUGUGGUUUGUGGUCACUGCCUUGGAUGAGAUUGCGUGGCUAUUUAAUCUACGAGGAUCAGAUGUGGAGCACAAUCCAGUAUUUUUCUCCUACGCAAUCAUAGGACUAGAGACGAUCAUGCUCUUCAUUGAUGGUGACCGCAUAGACGCCCCCAGUGUGAAGGAGCACCUGCUUCUUGACUUGGGUCUGGAGGCCGAAUACAGGAUCCAGGUGCAUCCCUACAAGUCCAUCCUGAGCGAGCUCAAGGCCCUGUGUGCUGACCUCUCCCCAAGGGAGAAGGUGUGGGUCAGUGACAAGGCCAGCUAUGCUGUGAGCGAGACCAUCCCCAAGGACCACCGCUGCUGUAUGCCUUACACCCCCAUCUGCAUUGCCAAAGCUGUGAAGAAUUCAGCUGAGUCAGAAGGCAUGAGGCGGGCUCACAUUAAAGAUGCUGUUGCCCUCUGUGAACUCUUUAACUGGCUGGAGAAAGAGGUUCCCAAAGGUGGCGUGACAGAGAUCUCAGCUGCUGACAAAGCUGAGGAGUUUCGCAGGCAACAGGCAGACUUUGUGGACCUGAGCUUCCCAACAAUUUCCAGUACGGGACCCAACGGCGCCAUCAUUCACUACGCGCCAGUCCCUGAGACGAAUAGGACUUUGUCCCUGGAUGAGGUGUACCUCAUUGACUCGGGUGCUCAAUACAAGGAUGGCACCACAGAUGUGACGCGGACAAUGCAUUUUGGGACCCCUACAGCCUACGAGAAGGAAUGCUUCACAUAUGUCCUCAAGGGCCACAUAGCUGUGAGUGCAGCCGUUUUCCCGACUGGAACCAAAGGUCACCUUCUUGAUUCCUUCGCCCGUUCAGCUUUAUGGGAUUCAGGCCUAGAUUACUUGCACGGGACUGGACAUGGUGUUGGGUCUUUUUUGAAUGUCCACGAGGGUCCUUGCGGCAUCAGUUACAAAACAUUCUCUGAUGAGCCCUUGGAGGCAGGCAUGAUUGUCACUGAUGAGCCCGGGUAUUAUGAAGAUGGGGCUUUUGGAAUUCGCAUUGAGAAUGUUGUCCUUGUGGUUCCUGUGAAGACCAAGUAUAAUUUUAAUAACCGGGGAAGCCUGACCUUUGAACCUCUAACUUUGGUUCCAAUUCAGACCAAAAUGAUAGAUGUGGAUUCUCUUACAGACAAAGAGGAGCUGUGGAAUGGGAUUCUCCCAGCUAGAAGCCUCUUCUGCCUGUUCCAGCUCACAGGUGGGUGAUGAGAAAGGCCAUCCACUUGCUGCUUAGCUUUCCUCUGUGCUUGAGUGCCUCUGCUAAACCAUCCGUGCCUUUGGUUCAGCUAAACAUUCCCACUCACAGGACCCACAUGGGCCCUGCUGAUACCGGGUAGGUUAUGCAGCUUGUAGAUGGAUAUGGAAAAGGAAACUCAGCCUAUGAGCACAGUGUCCGGUGUGUCUCUUCAGCAGGAAGAGUCCUUCCAGUGUCCAGGGGCUCUUGUCCAGCCCCUCUGAGAGGAAAUGAGAACACAUAGGUGGGCAUGGGAGCCACCCUGCUUAGAAUCCCUCUGCCCCAUAGGAACCAGUGUCUCUUGUAAUGGCCCUUGGGCACAGCUUCCAGGGACUUAGCAAGGGGCUUUCCAGUAAUAAGUCAUUUCGCACUCUUGGAAGUCCAAGGCUAUGGAUUCCUGCCAGGUAAUUCUAGGUCAUGCAGUCCUUCCUGUCCACAUAAAGUGUACCCAUCAGGAGGCAUUUCUCCCAUAUGACAUUCCCCUUUAUCCAGGGAAGUAGUGUAUGAGGAAGUUUAAGCCAGGCGGUUUUUCCCUGAAGGAGAAUCAAUCUACUCCCAUGACACUGGACAUAGACCAGGUAUCUGUGUUACCCAGUGUUUCAUUGCUGCACCUUGCAUGCCCACAUCACUGAACUAUUCUUUCGGCCAGUUACUCUUUGUAGGGCAGAUAAUGUCUUCUUAAAAUAUGUGGCUUUUAAAAUAUCUGGUCAUUUGCCCUUUUACUGUUUAGCCGUUUUUUUGGAGUCACUUUAGGGAGUUUUUGGUUUGGGUCUGCAUCCUCAUCACUUAUCACCAGAUGGCAGCAAAGGACCUUGGUUGGAUAUGAAUAUGGCCAGCCGCAGACUGUCAGGGCCUUGUGCUGCUCCUCAGGCUCCGCCGAGGCUGUCCACACUCCCACUUUUCCCUCUCUGCUUCCAACCAAAAGGGCCUUGGGAGUUUGGCUGUGGCCCCAGGCUGACACCAGGAUGCUGCCAUUGCCUUACUGUUGAGCUGCUUUGGACAGUAGGCUGCUUUGUAGCCCUGCUGGCCUUGCUGUGGACACAUAGCAGUUUGCCUGCUUUUGACAUCCUCCCCUGCCCCCAUCACUUCCCUGACUCCCAGAAGGGGCUAGUAGGCUCUUCUCAGUAGGGAUUGGAACCCUGGCUGGGUCACAGCCAGUUGGUGACACCACCCUAUCUGUCUGCCCUCAGUCCCUUGUAAUUAAUGGGCUUGUGUGCCCAUCCUGACCCCAGCUGGGCUUUGGUACCUGGCUGGAUUGUAGUCCCUGAAACCAGUACUUUUGUAACAUCACUGCCCUCCAAAAUGGCCUUUGACUCAUUUAUGACAACCACAGCCAUGGCACUAUCAGUCUCAUCAGCUUCCAGACAGCUACCCCAUAGACAGUGAUGAGAGUGGCUUGUCCUCUUAGUAAAACGUGCUUCACUCCAGACUUCACCUUUUCUCCUGUACAACCAAGGGGGAGAGUUCACCGUUUUUCCUGCCUCAGAGCUUUUGCCAUCAUGUCUAGUGGAUCAGCCCCUGCCCAGGCACCAAGUCCUGCCAGCAGGUCCUUCCUUUCACUCUCCUUUUUUGUCUCCUGCUCUUGUGGCAUGUUGAGUUGAGAGUCUGAAAACUAAGUUUACUCCCAGCGCCAUUCUGCUGCACCACAGUCUUUAACUACCACAGGUUUUGGGUUCAUCUAGGCAGCUCACUCAAGACACUCACGGGCUUGGCUGAUCCUAGUUUUUUAUUCAACUUUUUCAGUGGAUAUAGGAUAUGUAGCCCAGUGUGUUGGCAGGACAGCUUCGGGUGUCUCUCUUAGUAGGAGUUCUCACAGAGUCCAGGGGCUAUUCCCCUACUUACCACCUCCCAGGAUGGCUCAGGUGUAAGGGAAUGAAGCCGCACAGAUGCGAGCAGGAGCUACUGGCUUAGAGACUGCUGUCUAUGAUAGUAAACUGUUCUGGGAGCCUUUUUCACCAGAAGCCAUGAAGUCUGGUCCUACGUAUUUCCAGGGAAACAGAACACAAGGAAAAUACUUACCUGUGAGUAAGGGGAAAGGGUGUUGCACACCUUUUCUCUCAGCUUGUGAUCUUAGCACAUGGGGGCCUUUGCUAUUGACCUGGGUAGCCAGUUGUUAAAGAUAUGGUGGUGAAUACUGUGUCUGUCCUUCUCUUCCCUGCAGUGUGACUGGCUCAACAAUUACCACCUGACCUGCAGGGAUGUGAUUGGGAAGGAAUUGCAGAAACAGGGCCGCCAGGAAGCUCUCGAGUGGCUCAUCAGAGAGACGCAACCCAUCUCCAAACAGCAUUAACACCUCCCUGGUUUUGUUCUUGCAAAAUGCUCUGGGGAAAGGAAGAAACGUGGCAGAUCCCUGACAUCUUUCCCCUUUCCUUUCCUUCUUCCCUACCUCCCCUUUUUACUUUAGACUUUAAGAAGAACAGAAAAUCUUCUUAUCCUCUUUGAUAUUUUAUUGCAAACACUCAGUCUUUUAUGAUUUUUUAAUUGUUGAGAACAAGCCACGAAUAAAAUUGCUGCACCAGAAGGAGGGUCCCUCCAAAGUUGAACACUUGGUGAAAGGGAGAUGCCCUGACUUCUUUGGCCGGUGAUGGGGAAUCAGUGAGUGCUCCAUGACGGUCAUGUUCCAGGUGCUAGUACAUCAUUCAUGAUCACCUUAAUGCUCAUGAGACUAUAUUUAUGAUCAGUGAAUAAAAAUGUCAAAACUUU